Messenger RNA from Branchiostoma floridae (Florida lancelet), 603 nucleotides. Its product is annotated as fibrinogen gamma chain-like. The transcript has 4 exons. The coding region runs from base 1 to 603 and encodes 200 amino acids. Lineage: Eukaryota; Metazoa; Chordata; Leptocardii; Amphioxiformes; Branchiostomatidae. The record is from RefSeq and is a predicted model, not a curated record.
AUGGCCCUGAAAGGAUGGGUGUUUGUACUGUUCGUCAUUGCUACCAACAGCUGUCCGGGCACUACCACGUCCGUCAGCCCAGCCGAGCAUGGUUGUACGGAUGGCUUUCGUCUUGCGGACAAUCAUGAGCAAACUACGUUCAUCUUCAAAGGUAUCCUGCCUGGUUUUGUGGGCCACCAUUGGAGUCAACAAAGCCGGGCUUCCAUGGGGAGUCUUCUACUAUCCAUGGAACAACAGAGGACUUCUCUCUCGGCUAUCGCUGUGCUGAUUGACAACAUGGAAGCAAAAGAUUGCGGAGAAAUCUACCGAAACUCCAAAGGCUCUAUGGAUUCUGGAAUCUACACCAUCUACCCCCGUGCGUCGGGCGGCGGAAACAACAGCGCCCCUCUCCGUGUGUUCUGCCGUGUGGAGGCCGGCCGAGCCUGGACCGUCAUCCAGCGGCGACAGGACGGGUCUGUGGACUUCUAUAACCGGACAUGGGAGGACUACAGCCGGGGCUUCGGCAACCUGACGGGAGAGUUCUGGCUCGGCAACGACAACAUCCAUCUACUCACCAACCAGGGUAGCUACAAGCUGAACGUUGACUUAAAAAGGCUGCCCUAA